AUGGCGAACGGGGUUCGAGAACCUGGUGGAGAGAGAGAGAGAGAGAGUCCUGCAAGUGCGAUCUUUGCCCGUAUCACCACAAACUGCUUCAAAUUCGUACUCCAGUCCUUGAGAUUCCUGUCUCGCCGCCAAGUGGAAAUGAGAGAUCAGCCAGAUCCUUGGCCCCAAAGUGCUACGGGGGGUUGUACGCUUGUGCGGAAAGCUGGACCUCUGGAGGUUUUGACGCACCUCCUCCACGAUCUUGGAGUCGAGUCAAAUGUGCUGGUAGCGUGCGAGUAUUCCCAUGGCACCAAAAGUCUAUCACCAGCCCAAUUGUUUCGGAUUCUGGAAAAAGUGAUCACGGAGAUUCCUGAGCUCGCAGUCAUUCUUACUAGCCAACCGUCCAACAAUAAAAGGGGAAACCACCAGACCUGGGAAGCCCGGCUCCCGUUCAUUCGCUUUCAUGACUGUGUCGAAUUCGUGGAAGACCUUACAGAGGAUAGAGAUAUCGCUCUUGCUCGGGUCAUAGAGAGCAGUCAUAAUCGUUGGUUCGACACCACGGAUACCACGAAGCCAUGGUGGAGGCUUCUCAUCCUGAAUAGUCGAUAUGUAGUGUUUGUCUUUCAUCACUCGAUAGGCGAUGGAAUGUCCGGGUAUGCGUUCCACAGGAGUUUCCUUGCAGCUUUGAACGCCGACUCUCCCGAUACACACGAGGAUGCAGCGGCAGCAGAAUUUGAGGGGAAAGUGUUCCAAGUCCACGAACCGAAUCACCCGCCUGUACCUCUUGCUAUUGAAUCCAUUGACCUGAAGCUCUCAUAUUUUCGCAUCAUAUGCACUUUUCUGAAAUGGCAGAUCAUUCGCAUGCUUUACCGGCCCAAGCAUUUUCUGUUUUCGGACGCGGUAGUCGACAAGACGUAUCCAACAUAUACAAAGCGGUUUCCCGUCGAGAAGCGCACCCGUUCUCGAGUUGAGACUCUCAGGAUUAACAAGGAUACAAUGAGCAAGUGUCUCACCAGCUGUCGAAAACACAAGACUAGCUUCACGGCCCUUUUUCAAACCAUCGUUUCUGCCACUUUGGCUGCAGACGUUUAUCCUAACGCCAAAAUCGGGCUCAGCAGAAUGGCUGUCAAUAUCCGACCCUUCAUGACAUCUGAUCCAGGCCUCGACGUUUUCACAAACGCAUCAGCAACAUAUUACUGCACGCACCGCCUGGUUAAAUACCGCGCUGCAGCUCACGAUAACGCUGCUCUGUGGAAACUAGCAACGGAUUACAAAAACCACAUGCAAAAUUCCAUCUACAAAACCGGGGCGGUCCUCCAGGGAUUCUUGACUUGCACUUUGCUCGGAGACGAUGACGAAGACGUUGGUGCUUUCUCUGGCCUAAGGCUGUAUCUGCACAAUUCUUUCCUCAUCUCGAAUAUCGGGGUAUUCAAACCCAAGGAUGGGAUGGAGGACGGAGGGUGGGUCGUUACCGAUGUAGCGUUUUGCGCUGCUGCUUUAAGGGCGUCGAUGGGUGAUUACGGGAUGGCUUUCAUGAUUGCGAGUGCAAAGAAUGGGGAUUGUAUUGUUACAGCGACUUGGGAAGACGGGGUGUUGAAGGACGAGAUGGCUCUUGCUUUCGAAUUCCUGAACUACCCAUGUAUACCAAUUUCCAUUUGCCCUUCGAGCUGCGAGCCUAGAGAAGCGUUCUUCGUCUUUCAACGUCUCGCUUUCAACGACGCCGGAAUUAAUCCUGCAGCCGGCUGCUUCAUCCGCUUCGAAACUUUGCCUCCUCCUUAUUACUGCAAUGUGUUCCUCGAUCAGCUGCUGAAGAAAGGCAUCGAAAGCCAUCCACGGUCUGACUGCAUUGGCGGUCUUGUCCCAAUUGCGGACCGCUACAUUAGCAUUACUCAGCCUUGCUGGUGGUGCCGGCAUCGUGGACCUGGUCUCAGAAGCCUGAUUCGCUUCCUUUGUCCAGUGUCAACUGGAGGUGGCAUGUUGGCUGACGGCAAAGAGCUGCUUCCCGCUGGACCCUGGUUUCAGACAGCUCCGUGGAUGCUGGAAGCGAGAUGGAUGAUCAUAUCAUACUCUGUAUUUCUUUACGCGCUCAUGUGGUAUAAUGCAGAAUUAAAUAUGGCGGAGCUGUCUUUCAUUGACCGGAUCAUCAUCGAGCUCUUCAAAGGCGUCAACAAGUUUGUCGAGUGGCAUAGGCUUCCAAGAUACAUCGGCGUGUUCAACCUCCUGGCCUUCCGCCUUGAACUGGACCACGAUAACCUGUACGAUGUGUAUCCAGAUGCUAGUGCUCAAGGAACUGAAGCUAGCUGUCUGAUGAAGGAUCCUCGAUUCUUGAAGGCCAGAAAUUCAGAUGGGAAGUUCAAUUCACUGAAACAACCGUUGAUGGGGUGUUCUGGUAUGCGAUUCGGGAGGAACGUUCCAAGAGACGAUACGAACAAGCCGAGCGAUGAGGAGCUCAUGAGUCCAAGCCCCAGACUGGUAAGCGAGCAGCUGCUUGCGAGAACUAAAUUCAAGCCAGCUACUAUUGUCAAUCUUUUGGCAGCUGCAUGGAUCCAGUUUCAAGUCCACGACUGGUUCCAACAUGACGUGAAUGAGCCUAGAAACAACGAAGUGGAAAUCCCUCUGCCACCGAAUGACACAUGGCCAUCUGGACACAUGAAAAUUCCCCGUUCGAAGCCGGAUAAGACCCUUUCAAAGACCGAUACUUCAUCUCCGGCCUACAUUAACGUGAACUCGAGCUGGUGGGAUGCUAGCCAGAUCUACGGGUCCAACGAAGCAACUACUACCUCUCUCCGUGACAACGCACCCAAUGGCAAGCUCUUCUUGAGGAAGAAAGGCUUUGUCGACUUCUUACCAAGAGAUGAGAACGACCUACCAAAGACUGGCUUUAACACCAACUGGUGGCUCGGGCUGGAACUCAUGCACACUCUUUUCGCUUUAGAGCAUAACGCCAUCUGUGACAUGUUACUUGCGAAACAUCCAGACUGGUGCAGCGACCAGUUAUUCGACACCGCCCGUACCAUCAACAGUGCCUUGAUGGCCAAGAUUCACACUGUGGAAUGGACUCCAGCGAUUCUCAACCACCCAACCAUCGACAUAGCCUUGCACGCAAAUUGGUGGGGUCUGAUCGGAGAAAAGCUUAAUAAACUUGUUGGUCGAGUCGUGAAGAAUGACAUUAUAUUUGGCAUCCCCGGCUCAGGAGUCGAUCAACAUAACGUCCCGUUCUCCCUUACCGAAGAGUUCGUCUCCGUGUAUCGUCUGCACCCUCUGAUACCCGACAACGUAGCAUUCUUCUCUACCUCGACCGGCUCCCACACCAAAACGAUCCCUAUCGCCGACCUUGCCUUCCAAAAGGCCCAAAACGCAAUUGAUCCACAAACCUCCUUCGGCGACGCCUUCUACUCCUUCGGUAUCAACUACCCUGGCGCCAUAACGCACCACAACACCCCCAACUUCCUCCGCAAUCUCAAAUCCCCUGACGGUCUCCUCCGCGACCUCGGAACGCUGGAUAUCAUGCGCGACAGAGAGCGCGGCGUGCCACGCUACAUGGCCUUCCGCCGCCUCGUACACAUGCGCGUUCCCAAAUCCUUCCUCGAGCUCACCGGUCAAGACGCUGCCCUCGCUGAAGAGCUAUCCACGAUCUACGCCGGCGACCUUGAAAGGGUCGACUUGAUGGCCGGCAUGUUCUGCGAGCCGCUGCCCGAGGGAUUUGGGUUCAGCGAUACGGCGUUUCGGAUCUUCAUCUUGAUGGCCAGUAGGCGGAUCAAGAGCGAUAGGUUCCUGGCGGGGGAUGCGUGGAGCGAGAAGGUGUAUACGAAGGAAGGGAUGGAGUGGGUUGCUGACCAGACCAUGGGGAGCGUAUUGAAGAGGCACUUCCCGGAGUUGGCAAAGCCGUUGGAGGGGAAGGAUAAUGCGUUUAGGCCAUGGAAUAAGGUGGGAGAGAGCGGCAAUUACAAGGGCGAGGAGACGAAUGCGUGA
Molecule: messenger RNA, 3951 nt
Organism: Drepanopeziza brunnea f. sp. 'multigermtubi' MB_m1
Lineage: Eukaryota; Fungi; Ascomycota; Leotiomycetes; Helotiales; Drepanopezizaceae
Biological process (GO): response to oxidative stress
Molecular function (GO): oxidoreductase activity, acting on single donors with incorporation of molecular oxygen, incorporation of two atoms of oxygen; peroxidase activity; heme binding
Source: RefSeq, a predicted model, not a curated record